This is a messenger RNA of Seriola dumerili (greater amberjack), 6890 nucleotides long. RefSeq names its product neurexin 3 (gene nrxn3a). The transcript is spliced from 24 exons. Lineage: Eukaryota; Metazoa; Chordata; Actinopteri; Carangiformes; Carangidae. Bases 703 to 5103 code for a protein of 1466 amino acids. The record is from RefSeq and is a predicted model, not a curated record.
CGCUGCAAGUGGCACCGAGCAAACAGCGGCUUUUGUGCGCAUGAUGCACCGUGGUCGACGCACCUGUGCGCACAAUAAACCGAGCCCAGUGCCGCCUGGUCCCCCGCAGCUCCGCACCGGCAUCGUCAGCAGCGGACACACUGGAUCGUGGAUUUUAAAAACUACGGCUGUGUGGAGUUUACAGUUGGAUUUUAGCAGUUGGAUAGGCUACUGUUGGUGGUGUGUGUAACUAAGGGAUGGAAAUGAGAGAGGCCGGUGCAUCCCUUGUCAGCUCCAUUUCCCAGUGGACAACAUGAAGAAGGAACUUCCACUCGCCUUAAUAGACGGAGAGGUCCAUUACAUCAGACCUUGCACCAUGAGUUUUGACACUAUCUGUUUUGAAGAGUAAAAAAGCAAAAUCAACAUCACCACCUCCUGUUGCUUCUUUCAUUUACCCUGCGGAGGAAAAGAACCACCACUCUGCAGACAUUGGACAAUUUACUGAUGUGAUUGACCUUAAGACUGUUAACCACAACGACUGUUCUCUUGUUACUGCCCUUUUCCCUUAAAUAUAUAUAUAUAUAUAUCUAUAUAUACAUAUAGAUAUAUAUAUCUGCACAUAUUGUUGAUAAAACUGUGGAUCCCUGAAAUUCAGUCUAACCACCAUAAGAUUUCAGUCUGAGUGAGUUCCCUUGUUUUUGGAUUAAUAACUUCUUUGCAGCUAUGGAUCUUGUCAGUUUUUCUAUCAGGCUGCAAGUGUUCCUCAGCACAUGUAUGGGACUGGAAUUUUUAGGCACACCAGGUCAGUGGGCACGCUACCUCCGCUGGGACGCCAGCACCCGCGGUGACCUCAGUUUCCAGUUCAAGACGGAGGCCUCAGAGGCUCUGAUGCUUUAUUUUGAUGAUGGAGGUUACUGUGACUUUAUGCAGCUGUCGGUGGUGGAGGGCCGACUGCACCUGCAUUUCAGCAUUGACUGUGCUGAGACCACAGUGGUGUCUGACAGACGGGUGGAUGACGGCAGCUGGCACUUUGCCACUCUGAGCAGGUAUAACCUGCGCACAAUGCUGGUGCUGGAUGGCCAGGCCACAGCUGACGAGGUGCGGCCUCAGCGUCAGUUCAUGAAAAUAGUCAGUGACCUGUUCCUGGGUGGAGUGCCUCAGGAUAUCCGCAGUGGUGUGCUCACACUGCCGACAGUGCGAAACAUGCAGCCCUUCAGGGGCACAAUUACAGACCUCAAAUACGGCAUCUCACAACCCCUGUUUCUGGGAAGCCUUAAGGUGCCCCUGGAAUCAGAAGGGUGGUGCACUGUGAACCCAUGUGAGAAUGGUGGUACAUGCUCAGUGGUGGAUGGACAGCCGAUCUGUGACUGCUCCAAAACGGAGUACAAGGGCCGCUUCUGCAGUGAAGAAGUCACCAAUAAUAUGCCAGGCCUUGCACAUAUGAUGGCAGAACAAGCUAAAAGCAAAGCAAGGGAAGAGAAUGUCGCCACUUUCCGUGGCUCAGAGUACUUCUGCUACGAUCUCUCCCAGAACCCCAUCCAGAGCAGUAGUGAUGAGAUCACGCUCUCCUUCAAGACAUGGCAGCGCAAUGGCCUUAUCCUUCACACUGGCAAGUCAGCUGACUAUGUCAACCUCGCCCUGAAGGACGGCGCUGUCUCCCUUGUUAUCAACCUUGGCUCUGGAGCCUUUGAGGCAAUCGUGGAGCCAGUCAAUGGGAAAUUCAAUGACAAUUCUUGGCAUGAAGUCAAAGUGACCCGCAACCUUCGACAGGUGACAAUAUCAGUGGAUGGAAUUCUGACCACCACGGGUUACACCCAGGAAGACUACACCAUGUUGGGCUCUGAUGACUUCUUCUAUGUGGGUGGAAGCCCCAGCACUGCUGACCUGCCUGGAUCUCCAGUCAGCAACAACUUCAUGGGCUGUCUGAAGGAGGUGGUAUAUAAGAACAAUGACAUCCGACUUGAGUUGUCCCGUCUGGCUCGGAUUGUGGACCCUAAGAUGAAAAUCCAGGGUGAGGUGUCCUACAAGUGUGAGAACGUGGCCACGUUGGACCCCAUUUCUUUCGAGACUCCUGAGGCCUACAUCAGUCUCCCCAAGUGGAACACCAAGCGGAUGGGAUCCAUCUCUUUUGAUUUCCGUACAACUGAGCCCAACGGCCUCAUCCUCUUCACUCAUGGCAAACCCCAGGAGCGCAAAGAUGCUGCCCGCAGCCAGAAGAACACCAAGGUGGAUUUCUUUGCUGUAGAACUACUGGAUGGCAGCCUGUACCUGCUGUUGGACAUGGGCUCAGGGACUAUAAAGGUGAAGGCCACUCAGACAAAGGUCAAUGAUGGUGCCUGGUAUCACGUGGACAUCCAGAGAGAUGGACGCUCAGGCACCAUCUCUGUAAACAGCAGAAGGACGCCAUUCACAGCCAGUGGUGAGAGUGAGAUUCUGGACUUGGAGGGUGACAUGUAUUUGGGGGGGCUUCCUGUUGACCGCACCAACCUCAUCCUGCCCACUGAGCUGUGGACAGCGAUGCUCAACUACGGCUACGUGGGCUGUAUUCGUGACCUUUUCAUUGAUGGUCGAAGCAAAGACAUCCGUCAGAUCGCUGAGGCCCAAAAUGGUGCUGGAAUCAAACCCUCAUGCAACAAGCAAACGGGCAAGCAGUGUGAGAGCUACCCAUGCAAGAACCGGGGUGUCUGCAAAGAAGGCUGGAACAGAUUCAUCUGUGACUGCACUGGGACUGGCUACUGGUCACGCACCUGCGAGAGAGAGGCAUCCAUCCUCUCCUACGACGGCAGCAUGUAUAUGAAAGUGGUGAUGCCGACCAUCAUGCACACUGAGGCAGAGGACGUUUCCCUUCGUUUUCGUUCCCAACGGGCCUAUGGCCUCCUCAUGGCCACCACCUCCCGAGACUCAGCCGACACGCUCAGGCUGGAGUUGGAUGGGGGUCGUGUCAAACUCACAGUCAACCUAGACUGUAUCAGGAUAAACUGUAACUCCAGCAAGGGACCGGAGACCCUGUAUGCCGGGCAAAAGCUCAAUGAUAAUGAAUGGCAUACAGUGCGUGUGGUGCGUCGUGGCAAAACCUACAAGCUAACGGUUGACGAUGAUGUAGCAGAAGGCCAAAUGGUGGGUGACCACACUCGUCUGGAGUUCCACAACAUUGAAACAGGCAUCAUGACAGAGCGCCGAUUUGUUUCCAGCAUCCCGUCCAGCUUCAUUGGUCAUUUGCAGAGCCUGAGAUUUAAUGGCAUGCUCUACAUCGACCUGUGCAAGAACGGUGACAUCGAUUACUGCGAGCUUAAUGCUCGCUUUGGGAUUCGUUCCAUUAUUGCUGACCCUGUCACCUUCAAAUCCAAGAGCAGCUAUCUGAGCCUCGCCACCCUGCAGGCCUACACAUCCAUGCACCUCUUCUUCCAGUUCAAGACCACCUCCCCAGAUGGCUUCAUACUCUUCAACUCUGGAGACGGCAAUGAUUUCAUCGCUGUAGAACUGGUGAAAGGAUAUAUCCACUAUGUGUUUGACCUUGGAAAUGGACCGAACCUCAUCAAAGGCAAGAGUGAAAGAGCCCUGAAUGACAACCAGUGGCACAAUGUGGCCAUCACUCGAGACAACAGUAACACCCACACACUGAAAGUAGAUGCCAUAGCAACCAGUCAGAGUAUCAAUGGGGCCAAGAACCUGGACCUGAAAGGUGAUCUGUUCAUUGCAGGACUGGGUCCAGGCAUGUAUGGCAACCUGCCUAAACUCGUGGCUUCCAGAGAGGGCUUCCAGGGCUGUUUAGCAUCAGUGGACCUCAACGGUCGCCUGCCAGACCUCCUCAAUGACGCCUUGUUUCGCAGUGGGCAGAUUGAACGUGGAUGUGAAGGUCCCAGCACCACCUGUCAGGAGGAUUCCUGUGCCAACAUGGGUAUUUGUAUCCAGCAGUGGGAGAACUACACCUGUGACUGCUCCAUGACCUCCUACACAGGCACACAGUGCAAUGACCCUGGAACAACGUACAUCUUUGGCAAAGGAGGAGGCCUCAUUACAUUCAAGUGGCCAGCCAAUGAGAGGCCAAGCACCAGGACAGACAGGUUGACCGUCGGCUUCAGUACGUCCCUCAAAGAUGGCAUUCUGGUCAGGAUCGACAGUGCUCCAGGUCUUGGGGACUAUCUCAUGCUGCACAUACAACAAGGAAAGAUUGGAGUGACUUUCAACAUUGGAACAGUGGAUAUCAGUGUGCAGGAAAGCAGUACACCAGUGAAUGAUGGGAAGUAUCAUGUUGUCCGUUUCACCAGGAAUGGUGGCAAUGCUACGCUGCAGGUGGAUAACUGGUCGAUCAAUGAACACUUUCCAACAGGGAACAGCGACAUUGAACGCUAUCAAAUGGCCAAUAAGAAAAUUCCUUUCAAAUACGCCAGACCAGUAGAAGAGUGGCUACAAGAGAAAGGACGGCAGCUGACAAUUUUCAACACUCAAGCAACAGUGGCAAUUGGCGGUAGUGAUCGUGGGCGGCCCUUUCAGGGUCAGCUGUCUGGCCUUUACUAUAAUGGCCUGAAGGUGUUGAACAUGGCUGCUGAUGGCAACCCUAACAUCAAGAUUAACGGCAGUGUGAGGUUGGUAGGUGACGUGCCCAGUGUGGCAGGCUCAGCCAGGACCACAGCCAUGUCUCCAGAGAUGUCCACAACCUUCAUUGAGACUACAACCAUGAUGUCCACCACUACCACGCGGAAACACAGAUCCUCUUCAACGGUACAGCAUACGGCAGAUGACAUUGUGUCAUCCGCAGAGUGUUCGAGUGAUGACGAAGACCUGGAGGAGUGUGAAACUAGCCAUGCAGGUGGGCUAGCACUCCCCACAGAGCCGGGCGUCAGGCGAGUUCCAGGGCCCUCGGAAGUGGUCCGUGAAUCUAGCAGCACCACCGGGAUGGUCAUCGGAAUAGUGGCGGCCGCUGCCCUGUGCAUCCUCAUCCUUCUGUAUGCCAUGUAUAAGUACAGGAACAGGGAUGAAGGCUCCUACCAGGUGGACGAGAGCAGGAACUACAUAACCAACUCAGCUGUGCAGAGCAAUGGCGCUGUGAUGAAGGAGAAACAGCAGAGCUUGAAAGGCAGCAACAAGAAACAGAAAAACAAGGAUAAGGAGUAUUAUGUGUGACUGUGAGACUUUUGUCAACACAAGAGAAAAGAGAGAAAGCACUAAUCACUUAUGAGUUUCCUCGUGAGGAGCUAUGACAAAUGAUGGUAUAACAUGGAACUUGAAUAAUCUUAUACUGUGCUGAGUAGUUGAACUGAUGAUAUGUACUGUAAUAUAAAGCACACUUACUAUUGUAAGCAUAAUGGCAAGGCUAAAUAGCAACUUUAGAGAUCUUACUCUUCUAUCUGGUGAGAGACAUUAUCAGUAUAGAAUUAUUUCACAGCUACACCAUUUUCCUAAGUGACUUUUAGAGCGAAGUGAUCCUUGGCAUUAACAAAACACUUUUGUUAGAAUUGUUAAUUACAAAAGGUCCAUAAUCUUCUACAUUUUCAGCAUGUAAACAACAUGUAGUGCUUAAUGAGGGGUCAAGCACAUGAACACCAUCAAAGUAAAAAAGGAUGCUGUAUCAGAAUAUGACAAAUUUUAUGGUUUAUACAUUAUACAAGUGUGGUGUCUUAUUUUUGCUUUAAGCAAAAGAAAAAAAAAAAAGAAGAACAUCAAGAAAAAAAAAAAACUUUUCUGUGUAUAAAAUGAAUCCAAGGAAGCAAAUUGUGCGGUGGGCAGAAAUCAUAGACUCUGUUCACUCUGGCAUCUGAUUUAUCACAGUGAUUCUCAUUAUCUGAUACUAUGUGGAAAGAAGUGGCCCGAUCUCUAGGUCAGAAGGACAGAAGCAGACUGUAAGAUUCAUGCCAUUCUAAUUCUACAGUGAAAUACGAAGGGUAAAAGUCCAGUAUACAGUCUUGUCUAAAUGCCAAAACAGCUCUUCAUCACCAGAUCAGACGUUAGCCCUGCUCUUCACUUUGAACCCUUCAAAAUGUUAACCAUGGAAAAUGAUCUCUUAAAGAAACGGUGCACAGCCAGUGGUGGUUUUAUCUUUUUGCUAAAUCGUAUGUUGGUUCAUUGCAUAUCGUACUCUUUUUCUAUGGUGUCAGGAGGAAGACAAAUGCAGUACUACAACACUGUUAACAAAUGUGUAUACAAAAUAAAUCAAAUGUUGAAAGUGUGAAUUCUAUCUGCUGUCACAAUCAGCUGUGUCAAAAAACAAGAAAUUUGUUUACAUAUUUUAUUACACACUAGCUGUUGUACUUUGUAGGUAGGAAAUUGUACAUAUCCAUGACAGUUGUAAUUUUUUAGUACCUCUAUUGUACAGACUGAACAUAUGGUUUAUCAGCGUAUUUGACAUGAUGAAAUCUGUUAACUGUUAAUUUACAUUGAGAAGGACUUUAAUCAGAAUGUGGAGAAUCAUAUUGAUAUUCAUAAAGAAUAAACAUGUAUUGUUAGCCUAGAGAUCUAACCAGAGAUGUUUCUAAAGUUGCAUGAAUAUUUAACUACUUGCAGUUGUCCAACAAAUACAAGGUGCCCAUCCUUCUGUAUCAUGGCUUUCUUGUUCUGGGUUACACUAGUGUUAUUUCUUUUUGAAAGAAAAUAAAUUCAGACUUGUGACAAGAAAGACAAACAGGCUUAUGGGUGGGGCUUUAAGGUCACAGAAACACAAGCUAAAAUGGUGUUUUUGACUGGUCACCUCAAAUCAUAGUCUUGUUACUUCUUUAUCAUUAGUUAACAUCUUGUUUUGACAUUACUUUACUGUCCCAUUAUGUUGCCAUUUUCUGCCAUUGUCAUUUAAUGAUGUGGAGGUGCAGUCUUUCUCUUGACUGGAAUUCACAUUUUUGUGUUACAAUUGUUACUUUUCGCAACCUUUUUUCAUCAGUUUGAUAACAAAUAAAAUAUUCUUUUUUUCUCUGAAAUUA